GCCUGGCACUCAGGCAUUUCCUGGUGCCAAGUCAUGAGGAGACUCACAGAGGCACAGACCGAUGCCUUUAAAACGCUCCCUCUGUGCACCGAGGCAUUAACAUGACGUCUAUCACCAUGGUACCGAAGUGCUUAGACAAUCUGCUCCCGGCAGGAGCUGGGGAGCGGCAUGAAGCAGAUUACCCAUGCUUCGCUGUGACACUUGUGAUCAUGCAUCACCUUGAUGGAUCAACAGCCAAUACCGCCUGGGUCCCAGCCCGCCCCUUCGCGCUACAUCUUCUCCUGUUCAUAUGUCUUCCUCAGCAGGAGGGAUAACAGUGACCCAUACCGGCCUUCCUAUCAGGGUCUUGCUGGCAAACACGGAUAUGUCCUUUAGCUGCAAAAUCCACAACUUCCUAGGAACCGAGAUCUUCAUGUUCACCGUUAGCUUCUUUUACAUGGAUAUCCAUGGCGAGAAAAGCUCGGAGAAGCCAAUUGCCUGCCAACCCAGGCCUGGCAUGGAGAACCAGACCAUGGAUUGCAUGGUUCAACUCAGCCUGCCAAAUGCAUCAGCCACAGGCACUUACUACUGCAGAGUCAAAGGACAUGUGACAAGUCAGAGCGACGGCAUCUUCAUUCUGGUCAGAGACACAGGGUACCAGCCACCUUCAUUCAAGGUCCAGGAGGCUCUGCUGCUUAGCUUUACCGGCCUGCUCAGUGUCCUGGGUGUGCUGGGCACGGCGCUGCUGUUCUGGAAGAAGAAACAGAUAGCGGUUCUGGGCAAGCACACUGCUAAGACAUGCCCUAGUCCCAAACCCACCAUCGGAACCACAAAGCCUCCAGCAGAAUCCAUCUACACGUCCCUACAGCGUCGAGAGACAGAGGUCUACGCCUGCAUCGAGGGAGAGACUGGUAGCCCUGUCUCCAGCCAAAGUCCAGACACCAAGGAGAAAAUGAAUAGAGUUGAAGAUGACCGUGAAUUUAACCUCGUCUAUGAAAAUCUUUAGAAGUUUUACAGGCUCCGAGCCUUGUCUUGGAUUAGGACUCCAGAGCCGCAUCUCUUGUCUAAGGACCUGCUUUGGGAGGGCAGUAGAGGCUUCAGGACACGCCAUCUCCUCACCUGCAGUCAGGUCUCUCCCUACCUUGGCCUGGUCUGCUCUCACACUCUGCGUCCCAGCCUGAACAGUUAAUGCCUGGGUUUUUGCCCAGGUUGUUCCUCCGUCAGGAAAGCCAUUCCUUCCCUGUGCCCAUGGAGAAGUGGUUCUCAGUCCCACGUGGCUCUCUUGGAUACCAUCUCUUUCCUUUUCACCCCUUACUGCCACCCCUGAAGAGCUGUGUAUGUGACCGUCUUGACAUCUGCCUACAGUUUGGUUCACAGCAGACUUGCCCUUGGGAGAACAUAGGAGGACCCCAGUGAGGACUAUGCCUGGUCACUGAGUCACCCGGGAGGACAUAGUAGGACCCCAGUGAGGACUAUGCCUGGUCACUGAGCCACUCCAGCUGCUCGGCUAGCCCAGAGGCUUGUAGUACAGUGUGGGCAAAUGAGGGUGGACUGGCUAAGGAGAGAUGGGCGUCGAAGAACUGCUCCAAAACUGGCUGAGCCCAGGGCCAGAAAUGGAGGCUGCGGAUAUGGCCAGGACCAGAAGCAGGGAGGCUCCAUGCACUCUGCUGAGAAAGGAGAAUCUAGCUUGUCUCAGGUAGAGGUGGAGGGUGACGGGAGUGCCCAUCCCCAAUGAGAACCCUGAGCUAGCUUCCAUCAGCCUGUGUAGGCACACACAUCACUGUGCCUGCCACCCUAGGCUCUCCAGUCCUCUGUUUCUUAUUCUACCCUUAGACACAGUUCCCCCAGUUCCUCCUUGUGACUUACUCUGACCCCGCUACCCCGGCUUCAUGCCCGUUUCCUGUGUUCAUUUAUUUGCUUUUGACCCGUCUUGCCUCCCCUAAAAAUGGAGAGCAGCCUAGCUGUCUCCAUGCCACCUCUUUCCUCAGUGGUUCGGCUACGUGGCUUGCUGCUGAACCUCCCCUGGGCAAGUGGGUGAGUCUCUGUGCUGGAGAAACUCAAGCCAGGGUGGACCAAAGCUCCCCCAUACCUUACAGCCUUUCUGGUCCUCCGGGAACUCAUUCAAGGGACCCAUCAUUACACCCCAGACACCCCUGCAAUAGGGAAGCUGUCUCCUUGGAAGGCAGUAUCAGUUCCUGGGGUGCAGGGACUUCCACCUUCCUUCCCUCUGCUUAGCCUGCCAUUCCUUCAGCUUUUUGGUUUAGCUGUGGAACCAAUAGGUCAGUCUACCUCCCCUACUUUCCAGGCAGCUUCAAAGGUUUCUGGGAUGUUCUCAUUCCAGGGCCUUGCGCUUCCUAGGCAAGCGCUCUACCACUGAGCUAAAUCCCCAACCCCUGGGCUCUACUCUUGAGCACCCAACCUGUAAAGUUCCAGGCUGAGUGAACGCCCAUGCUCUUGGAGGCUGGCUUGAUGAAUUCCCGGUCGGUGAGGAAGGGGAACUACCUGGCACAGAGCUGCCUCCAGGCUCCUGACUCCCAGCCUCCUGGCUCAGCGGUCUGAGAUGAAGCUUAGUGCUGGGGUAAAAACCUUAGCCAGCAAGGACUUGACCAUUGUUUCUCCCACAUCCCGAGGUUUAUCCAGUCUCUGGAUUCUCUGACUGAGACUCAGGGUUUUCAAAACCCUUUCCAGGAGAGUGAGGGAUGCCUGAAGGCACUUCAUAUGGUGCCCUGGCUCAGGACCCAGCACCCAGGUCUCCCAGCAGUCACCCGGUUCCCACUGCCUCUUCCCUAUGAAGCAGCCGGGGAACCUGAUAAGACAAGCUUUGUCCUCUUCCUUUCCCCGUGAAAAAGCCUCCCGUGGUUUCUACUUUACUUGCAAUAAAAUCUCAGCUCCUUUCUGUGGCUUGGGAGCCCCAGGAAGACUGACACAGACAUUG
Messenger RNA from Rattus norvegicus (Norway rat), 2914 nucleotides. RefSeq names its product NFAT activating protein with ITAM motif 1 (gene Nfam1). Gene Ontology annotation, cellular component: membrane. Lineage: Eukaryota; Metazoa; Chordata; Mammalia; Rodentia; Muridae. The record is from RefSeq and is a predicted model, not a curated record. Gene Ontology annotation, molecular function: transmembrane signaling receptor activity. Gene Ontology annotation, biological process: positive regulation of cytokine production; calcineurin-NFAT signaling cascade; signal transduction.